Molecule: messenger RNA, 1665 nt
Organism: Sclerotinia sclerotiorum 1980 UF-70
Lineage: Eukaryota; Fungi; Ascomycota; Leotiomycetes; Helotiales; Sclerotiniaceae
Exons: 3
Coding region: 1-1665 (554 amino acids)
Biological process (GO): glucose 6-phosphate metabolic process; intracellular glucose homeostasis; glycolytic process
Cellular component (GO): cytosol; mitochondrion
Molecular function (GO): mannokinase activity; D-glucose binding; glucokinase activity
Source: RefSeq, a predicted model, not a curated record
AUGUCUUUGUUAGCAGAAUCAAAGCGCGUUGCCGCAGAGUUUGAGUACUCAGAUGAGGAUGUGCGAAGAGGUGUUGCGGAAUUCAUCGCGGAGAUGAAUGAGGGAUUGGAAAAGAAUGCAACAAACAUGAGUCAAAUUCCUACAUAUGUUACUGGAGUUCCUAAUGGCACAGAAAAGGGACUUUACCUGGCGGUUGAUCUUGGAGGAACCAACUUUAGAGUUUGCUCGAUUCAGUUGCACGGAGAUACCACAUUCAGUCUCACACAAUCAAAGGUUGCGAUACCAAGGGAGUUGAUGUUGGCAAAGACCGCAUCGGACCUCUUUUCGUUUUUGGCAAAACAAAUCGAACUUUUCCUCAAAACCCAUCACGAGGACCAUUUCGCGGCCCACAUUAGACGUCGUAAUACCGUUAGUACACCGGAAGGGUUCAGGGAUGAGCACAUCUUCAGACUUGGUUUCACAUUCAGUUUCCCAGUUCAUCAAAUCGGUAUCAAUAGAGGAACUUUGAUUAGAUGGACAAAAGGUUUCGAUAUUGCCGAUGCGGUUGGACAAGAUGUAUGUGAAUUGUUACAAAAGGAGAUUGAUAAAUUACAUCUGCCUGUGAAGGUCGCUGCUCUUGUAAACGAUACCGUGGGAACCUUGAUGGCAAGAGCAUACACCUCUCCUGGAAAGGCACAAACCGUACUUGGAGCCAUCUUCGGUACUGGUACCAAUGGCGCCUAUGUCGAAAAACUCGAAAAGUUGACCAAGCCCAUGGAAGGAGAUUUUGACAAGACAACUGGUGAAAUGGUUGUCAACACAGAAUGGGGCUCAUUUGAUAAUGGUCUUAAGGUAUUGCCAAAUACCAUUUAUGACCAAAUCCUUGAUAAGGAUAGUGUCAACCCUGGUAUUCAGAUGUUUGAAAAGAGAGUUUCCGGUAUGUUCUUGGGUGAAAUUCUCAGAACCACUCUCAUUGAAAUGAUGAAGAGCCCGAUCAGCACUCUUUUCAAGGAUAAGUCGUCGGCAGAUAACGAUUAUAGGUCGACUACUAACAUCGAUGAAAAUGGUGCUCUCUUCAAACAGUGGGCUGUCGACAGCUCCAUUCUCUCAAUUGCUGAAGCUGACAACAGCAUUGGUCUGCGCGCCCUUCGCCAAGAACUUGAGAAGUCACUUGGUGUCUCAGCUGCCUCGUUAGAAGAUGCUCAAACUGUCAAAGAAAUUGCGCACGCUAUUGGUAAACGUGCAGCUCGUUUAGCUGCCGUCGCAAUUGGAGCUGUUGUCCUUCACACUGGCCGUCUUGAUAACAUAUCGGAUGCAAACAAACCUAAAUCAACAACCUCUAUCGUUCAGGAUGUUCAGGAUUUAAAGCUUGCCGACGCAGCAUCAGCUACCGCUAGUAAGCUAGCAGAUACAGCAGGCUUGAAAAUCAACGAGGAAGAUAUUAUCGAUAUUGGUGUAGAUGGAUCUCUUGUAGAAUUCUACCCAGGUUUCGAAGAAUAUAUGAGAGAGGCUUUGAGAGCUAUGGAUGGUAUUGGAGCUGCUGGUGAGAGAAGGAUCAGAAUUGGUAUUGCUAAGGAUGGAUCUGGAGUUGGUGCCGCAUUAAUUGCUCUUGUGGCGGCAGGAAUGGAGAAGCAACAAGAUUAUAUUGGAGAUUUGAGAAGUAAGUAUGGUGCUAUUGCCGAAUAG